Messenger RNA from Ruditapes philippinarum (Manila clam), 809 nucleotides. RefSeq names its product complement C1q tumor necrosis factor-related protein 1-like. Lineage: Eukaryota; Metazoa; Mollusca; Bivalvia; Venerida; Veneridae. The record is from RefSeq and is a predicted model, not a curated record. The transcript is spliced from 3 exons. Gene Ontology annotation, molecular function: protein binding. The coding region runs from base 66 to 776 and encodes 236 amino acids.
UUACAUUGACCCUCAUAUGAUAAGGAAACUUUAAUAUUACUACACAGGCAAGAUAAAUCAUAAAAAUGGCACUCAAAACGUUGUUUUACUGCUUGCUUGUGGCAAAUUUUGCUAAUAUAUAUUAUGCAGAAACCGAACCAGACAAGAAUCUUGAAUUCCGAGUUGCAGCUAUUGAACGACAAUGCGCAGCUCAGAAUGAGAAGUUAAACACUAAAAUCGAACAACUCCAGAAAACCGUGCAGAAACAGGACAGCAACUUCGCUCGAUUAAAUGACGAAAUGUACGCCUUGAAACAAUUUGCUUCUCAGAAACUACAACAAAUUGGUCAGAGAGCAGACAAACGUUUUGUGGCAGACGAAGAGGGGAACAUUGCUUUUCAUGCUACACUUAAAGGAGGAACCGUAGACCAUCUUCAUAUAAACCAAACCAUCAUCUUCGAUACUGUAAUGCUCAAUAUAGGUGGCGCCUACCACUCACAGCAGGGUCUGUUCGUGGCUACCGUUCCCGGAAUCUACAUCUUCUCGGUUUCUAUAAUGGGUUUAUACGGCGGAACUGAUUCAACAAUGGUAUUUAUUCUAAAGAAUGGGAAAGAAGUUGCAGCAGCGAUCGCUGACGGAAGGCGGUUGAACCAUGAUCAGGGGUCUACAACGAUUGUUGCACAACUAGUGCCUGGGGAUGAGGUCUGGGUGAGCGUUCAGAGGCACGAUAACACUGCAAUAUGGGGAGAUAGUUUAGAUAGUUUCAUGGGUUGUCUCAUAGCUCGAACAUAUACAUAAGAAUAUAUGAAUAAAUAAAGUGACUGAAGUGUU